Salvelinus fontinalis (brook trout) is the source of this 5822-nucleotide messenger RNA. RefSeq names its product EH domain binding protein 1-like 1a (gene ehbp1l1a). The record is from RefSeq and is a predicted model, not a curated record. Gene Ontology annotation, molecular function: protein binding. NCBI's taxonomy places the organism in Eukaryota, Metazoa, Chordata, Actinopteri, Salmoniformes, Salmonidae. The transcript has 20 exons. The coding region runs from base 186 to 2528 and encodes 780 amino acids.
CGUGAAGUUGUGAACACGUCAGUAAGUCUGUUGAACAUUGAGUGAACGUCGACUGUCUUUCUUGCGCAGCAAACGCAAGUGCUGCAUCAAUAGACUCCUUAGCAGAACGCGAGGAGGACAGAGGGGUACUGUGACGGCGAUUUUAGUAAUGUCUCUUGAGAAAUAACAUUAUAAGGUCUCUAAACAUGACUUCGGUGUGGAAGAGACUUCAGCGUGUCGGCAAGAAAGCAUCGAAGUUCCAGUUUGCGGUGACUUUUCAAGAACUGACAGUGGAAUGCAGGAAGAAAUGGCAGCCAGACAAACUGAGAGUAGUAUGGAGCAGGAGAAACCGGAGAAAUUGCACCAAGCUGCAUGGGUGGCAGCCUGGCAUCAAGAACCCCUACAGGGGCACGGUGGUGUGGCAGGUGCCCGAAAACCUGGACAUCACCGUCACACUCUUCAAGGACCCGACUGCAGAUGAAUUUGAAGACAAGGACUGGACAUUCAUCAUUGAGAAUGAGACUAACAAGGGCCACAGGAAGGUGCUGGCGUCGGUGGACGUCAACAUGAAGAAGUUUGCCAGCGCCACGCCUGCCCAGUACGACCUGACACUGAAGCUCAAGCCCCUGUCUGUGAAGGUGGUGGAAGCCACACUCAAACUGACCUUGACCUGCGUCUUCCUCAAAGAGGGAAAGGCCACAGAUGAGGACAUGCAGAGUCUGGCCAGUCUGAUGAGCCUGAAGCAGAGUGACAUCGGCAACCUGGACGACUUCAACGAUAGUGACGAGGAGGAGGACGAGAGGAGGGUCAGCAUCGGAGCCGGCAUGGGCCCCGCCACUCCUGUCACAGCACCCACGAGAAGAAUACGUGAUCAGGCAUGGAGGCCUGUGAUUGACCCAAAGCCCCCAGAGUUUCAGAGGCAGUUGAGCACUCUGACAGAGGAGGAAUACAGCACUGCCACAACUCCCAACCACACUGCUGGAAUAAUCAGUAUUGCCAGUCAGAGGCCAGACCCAACAACAUCCACACUUGACCCAUUGGCUAAGCCCUUUGGGACAAGAGUCCAUGAGAGAAGGCAGGAGGCAUUCUCAAUGUUUGGAGUGGAGGUUGUCCAGGCAAUGGCAGGGCAGCAGGGGGCAGCAGAGGAGCCAACAACGCCUAAAGGCGGAGCUGUAAACUCUCAGGAAACGGGUCUAGGCAGUGCUGCUUCCCCAGAAGACCUCAUGGCCAGUCCUGGCCUUGUUACCUCCAGCCAGUCCCUACUGGAGUGGUGUCAGGAAGUCAUCAAAGAACAUAAGGGGGUCAAGAUCACCAACUUCAGCACAUCCUGGAGGAACGGCCUGGCCUUCUGUGCCCUGCUACACCACUUCCACCCGGACAGGAUAAACUUUGAGAUGCUGGACCCUUAUGACAUCAAGCGCAACAACAACAAGGCCUUCGACGGUUUCGCAGAGUUGGGCAUCUCACGGCUGAUAGAGCCCUCAGACAUGGUCCUCCUGGCCGUGCCUGACCGCCUCAUCGUCAUGACCUACCUCAACCAGAUCCGCACCUACUUCACGGGCCAGGAGCUGAGUGUGCUGCACAUCGAGGCGGACAACAGUGAGUCCAGUUACGGCAUGGUCGGGGAGAGCCGGGUGGGCCCCGACCCGGAGGCCGCCGCACGCUACUGUCAACGGAUCCAAGAUGAGGCCCUCACAAUGGAGACCAAUGUGGGCGCUGCAGAGAAGAAGGCGGAUAGUGACACUAAGGAGGGCACCAAUAGGGAAGUGGUCCCACCCCCUAGAACCAAACGCCUGCAGGCUGCAGGGGAAGCAGGAGGGGCCCAAGCCCCCGUCGUACCCCCCAGGACACAUUUUCUAUCUGCCAAGUCUGGGUUCUCCCACCUAAAGGAUGCAGAUCUGAUUAAGAAACGACGGUCACAACGCAGGUCAAUAGUCGAGGCAGACUCAACCGAGUUACAGGUUGCUACAGCACAGGAAGAGAGUGGAGCUGACAGAAUAAAAUCAGAAACAGGAAGGACAGCUGGUGAAGAAGGACGAUCAGCUGAGGAGGACACCAGCCAGUAUGUCCUGAGGGAGAUGCAGGCCCUAGAGUUUGAACAGAAGCACAUUGACAGCAGGGCAGACAUCGUGGAAAGGAGACUACGGCAACUGAUGGAGUCAGGUAGUGAGAAGAUGCAGGAGGAGAAGCUGAUUCAGGAGUGGUUCACUCUGGUCAACAAGAAGAACGCCCUCAUCAGGAGACAAGACCAACUACAGCUAUUGCAAGAAGAGCAGGACCUGGAAAUGAGGUUUGAGAUGCUGAACCGAGAGCUGAGAGACAUGAUGGCUAUUGAAGAGUGGCAGGAGACAGUGGCCCAUAAACACAGGGAGCAGCUGCUACUGCAGGAGCUGGUGUCUCUGGUCAACCUGAGGGACGAGCUGGUCCACAACAUGGACGCCAAGGAGAAAGGGGCUCUGGAGGAGGACGAGAGGCUGGAGAGAGGCCUGGAGCAGAGACGCAGGAAGUACAGCAAGAAGAGCAAGCAGGAGAAGUGUGCACUGCAGUGAGGCCUGGCGUUGGACACACCUGAACCAGGCAGCCUAGUAGAAGGUCACACCUGAACCAGGCAGCCUAGUAGAAGGUCACACCCGAACCAGGCAGUCCAGUCGAAGGUCACACCUGAACCAGGCAGUCCAAUUGAAGAUCACACCUGAACCAGGCAGCCCAAUUGAAGUUCACACCUGAACCAGGCAGCCCAGUGGAAAGUCACACCUGAACCAGGCAGUCCAGUCGAAGGUCACAUCCGAACCAGGCAGUCCAAUUGAAGAUCACACCUGAACUAGGCAGCCCAGUGGAAAGUCACACCCGAACCAGGCAGUCCAGUGGAAAGUCACACCUGAACCAGGCAGUCCAGUCGAAGGUCACAUCUGAACCAGGCUGCCCAGUGGAAAGUCACACCCGAACCAGGCAGCCCAGUGGAAAGUCACACCCGAACCAGGCAGCCCAGUGGAAGGUCACACCUGAACCAGGCAGCCCAGUGGAAGGUCACACCUGAACCAGGCAGCCCAGUGGAAGGUCACCUGGAUGCACAUUGGGACUAAAGUUGUAUGUGUGUGGAUCAUGACAUCAACACUGCAUGGAAGAGACUGAGAACUGUGUUAUGGGACUGCACUAGGAGGACAUAAAACAAUGUUCACUCACCCCCUCUCUAUGAUAUGACAGAGCCUCAUUGCAACCUAUGACUGGUUGUCAACAGUCACCCUGCUCUUCAGAUUGUGUUUUGAUUGGAUUUAAGUUGUGUUUUUUUGUGCAUAGUGUGUGUGUACUGUUAGGUUUUAAUUUUGAGUAAAUAACUCAUGGACACUAGAGAAGCUUAACCAAGUUGAAUUCUUUCCAAAGGGUCGUUUGUGUGUGUGUGUGUGUGUGUGUGUGUGUGUGUGUGUGUGUGUGUGUGUGUGUGUGUGUGUGUGUGUGUGUGUGUGUGUGUGUGUGUGUGUGUGUGAGUGUGUGCCUUGAUGUGUGUUUGUUAGCGUGUGUGAUUGAGAGUGCCAAAGAGGUCACUACACUUUGUUACACAAUCUAUGACUAUAUGCCGUUAUUUAGUGUUUUAACUUCAGGUCACAAAGGCAUACCCCUAACUAACUAAUCACCAGAUAAGUGCCUUACAGCUUUUUUAAAAAGCUUUCCAAAAUGGUUCUUCAACUGUCCCCAUAGGAUUUUUGGUUCCAGGUAGAACCUUUUUUGGUUCCAGGUAGAACCCUCUCUGGAAAGGGUUUUACAUGGAAAACAAAAGGGUUCUACAUGGAAUCAAAAGGGUUCUACCUGGAACCAAAAAUAGUUAUUCAAAGAGUUCUCCUAUGGGGAUAGGCGAUUAACCGUUUUAGGUUCUAAAUAGCACCUUUCUUUCUAAGAUACUGUAUAAUCUGUUACAGUAGUGUAUUAUACAAUGGGUUACUUCAAAAAGGUAUUUUCUACUGAAUGGGAUAUUAGGGAAGUGGCAGGGCUCCAGUACUUAGCUACAUCAAAUACCUACAUUAGACCCAUGCAGCAGGUGGAUUGAUUCACCCCUUUUCACCUAUUGUUAAAUAAGCAUUCUGAUUAUUGACAAUUACAAUGGCAAGAUGGAAGUGAAGUGGUCAAUUUGUGCAAACAAAGAAUGCCAAAACGAGCUUCCUCAUUUAUUGCAGUACGUUGGCUUGGACUGUGCAGACAGCACACAGCAAGCAUCUGUUGUCUGAUUCUUUAUUGAGGUGAAUGUAUGUGGAUGUCGACGAAAAGAACAGAACGGACAUUGUUGACAAGGUCUUGUGAUUGAAGAUGUUAAAUGUUUACUUUGGGUGCACCAACACUCAAGCAGAGUGGGAGAUCGUGGAUGAAAGGGGAAAAGGACAGAAGUCUAUACUGUAGGUACAGUAUACUGCAAUUUGGUGUCUGAAACAACAAAACAGUUUAAACGUGUUGGAAAUAUUUGAUGCUUUUAUUUAUUGAAUAGGUAUUGGACAGAUAAUCCUACAUAUCCUGCCUGUCAAAUGUGCCUUUAACCAGAUCCAUAGUAAAAACAAAUGUCCAGAAGUAGGACUCAACUUUGUGUUCCUAGUUCACAAAUGUUUAUGCAGUGAGUUCAGUUCCUGUUUGUGACAUUAGUCUCGUAAUGCCUUGUUUUCCAUUGAUUGUUUUUUGUUGUUUUGAAAGUUAAAUAAGGAAGCGGUGGAGUCUGAACAUGAUCAAUUUCAAGAUGCUCUAAAAUGCUAGAGAACAGGAAUAUUCAAACGGAAAACAGCAGGCAAAUGCAUGUUUCUGAGUGUUUCCAUCUUAACCUUACAACUAUCAACUGCUAUAGUCUUAUGCACAUGCUUAUUAGCGAAUCUGUAAUAUGCAAAAGUGUAUGCGUUAAACAAAUAACCCUCAUACAUGAUAAAAAAAUACACUUUACUUUAGCUAAAAUAUAUUCUAGUAUUAAAACUCCAGCACUUCGUUACAGCAGUAUUACUGCAGAUGUAGGAUCUGAAUUUGAGCCAGUUGCUACAGCAGGAAAAUAAUCUUGCAGCAACAGGAAAUGUGAAUUAUUAUGUGGAUUAUAAUUAAUGGACAUUUUUGUAUGGGGUUGAUACAUUUAUAAUUAGGGCAAAUCAAGUCUGAAAUUUCAAAGUGGAAAUUACAAACUUUAGAUGCAUUUUUAAAACUCAAAUACACUACAAGUUUGCGUUUCCCGCUGUGCAGGAAAAUUCUCUGCAACAAAAGAGUGAUCAAAUUAAGAUCCUACAUGUAUAUUAUUGGCCAGGCAGGAGUGCACCGGAGGUUUAUAUUUGCUUGACAUCUGCUCCUCUACACUUUGUGUAAUGUUACGUUAUCAUGAGCGCAGGCGUUUCUAUUUCAGUGGGAGGAACUACUUAACAGAGUAAAAACAUGAUUCUGUCUGGAGUUAUUUUGGGUGACACUGGAGAGUGAAAUUCGUUUAGAAGUGUUUGAAUUUGUGUUCUAGCUUGUUCCCCCUCUGCCCCACUGUUGUUAGUUACUGUGUUAAUGUUGCUACCACUGUGUAAGUUUGAGAGAUUUUACUUUCAGUUUUCUGAAAUAGCUUUUGGGGAAGGUUUUGUUUGUUUUAAUGUACAUUUGCACUAUUUGUGAUGUUUGGAGAAUUAAAGGUAUCUUGGAUCACUAUUUGUGAUGUUUGGAGAAUUAAAGGUAUCUUGGAUCACUAUUUGUGAUGUUUGGAGAAUUAAAGGUAUCUUGGAUCACUAUUUGUGAUGUUUGGAGAAUUAAAGGUAUAUUGGAUCACUAUUUGUGAUGUUUGGAGAAUUAAAGGUAUCUUGGAUCACUAUUUGUGAUGUUUGGAGAAUUAAAGGUAUCUUGGAUCACUA